AAAAAUUAGAUUUAUUAUUCGAGGGUAUUUAUUCUCUCUCCAUUGAAUUGAGUACUAUGACAGUGUGUGAGCAGAGUUUGUUGCAAAGGAAAAAAUUUGAGAGAAGAUAGAAAGAUGGUGGUUUUGAGGAUGUAAAGGAAGAGAGUUGCAGAGAGAAAUGGCUUUUUUGAUGAAGAACCCCACCAUCUAAAAAGCAACAAAUGUUUCUGGUCUUUUUUGUGGUCAUUGGUGCUUGCUUCCAGGCCCACAUUUUCGGGCAAGACAAGCCACCACUACUGAAAGCAAAGAAAAAGAAAAGAACCCAUUCUUUUUCCCAAGUCCCACGCCACAAUUGCUUGCUUCUUCCUUUCAGAUCCAAAUGGAAGGGGUUCAGUACUCAAUUUUCUCUCAAGCAUCUUCUGUCACAAAGGUUUAUCAGAGUAAUGGCGAGACUGCUUCAAUAGUUAAUUUGGAUUCCACAUUAUAGUAUGGGUUUUGCGCUUACAAGAACAUUUGCAGAAUCUUCAAGCUUCUUCAGUAGUAGUAUGAGUGAAUUUGAUACUCAAUUUGGGGUGAUCUUUGUGAUGCAUGUUUUCUGUAAUUGAGAAUCUUUGUAGAAAUUCCGAGUUCCAUUUAUUACCAACCAGUACCCUGUAAUGUUGCUUGGCAAUGGGAAGAAAGGGUAGCUGGUUCAGUGCAGUGAAGAGUGUCUUUGCUUCCAAUCAAAGAGCAAAAUCGGAUAAGAGGCCAUCCAAAGAGAGAAAGAAGCGAAAAUGGUUGUUCGGGUUAUGGAAAGCCAAGUCACCUUCAUUAACUGCUCCUCCACUAUUGCCCAAGGAGAGGACUCUUAGUGAAGCUGAGGAGGAGCAGAACAAACAUGCCUUGGCUGUAGCCAUUGCCACUGCAGCAGCUGCAGAGGCAGCUGUUGCUGCUGCUCAAGUAGCUGCUGAGAUUGUUAGGCUUACUGGCACUCCUCGAUCUCAUCAACGCUCAGAGAAAGAGAUUCAAGAAUUCGCAGCUAUUAAAAUUCAGACAAUUUUUCGAGGAUACCUGGCAAGGAAAGCAUUGCGAGCCCUGAAGGGAUUGGUGCGUCUGCAAGCUAUGGUUCGAGGCCAUGCUGUAAGGCGCCAGGCAACGAAUACGUUGAGAAGUAUGCAAACCCUUUUGAGAAUUCAGUCUCAGGUGAAAGCAGGAAGAGUGAGAUUAGCAGAGGAGAACCAGGCUUGUGAAAAACAUCCAGCUAAGAAGCAAGCCAAUGAAAUCAAACAAGAGCUUGAAUCAAAAUCGGAAAAGAAAUGGGAUGGCAGACCUCUUUCAAAGGAAGAAUCUGAUUCCUUGUCUCUAAAGAGGCGAGUAGCUGCAUUCAAACGAGAGAGGGCAAUAAGAUAUGCAUCUUCUCAUCGGGAGAGGACAAAGGGGAAACAAUCAACUGAUUCUGCAGUAAUAGCCAGACAACAAAAUAUAUCCAAUUGGGAGUGGACCUGGUUAGAGCAUUGGAUGGAUUCAAUGCCAUGGGAAAGUGAUUGCCCAGAGAACUCUGAUCAAAUCACACAAGAUAAACCAGUCAUCAUUAGCACUGCCAAUUGCUUCGACUCAUCCCAAAAAUAUCCUGCGGCCAUAAAACAAAAGGAGUUUCAAAGGUCGGGAAGAUCCUUGGGCUCACAAUCACCACAAAAGUCAUUCCAGCAAAGUCAAGUUAGGCCUUCAAGCCCACAGAUCUUAAGAGCACAACUUGAGGAAUUCAGCAGCAGAUGUGGCUCAAAGUGCAGUGUGAGAAGCUCAUUUCAAGAUGAUGAAUCUUAUGCAAGUUCCCCUUCUAUUCCAAGCUACAUGGUUCCUACUGAAUCAGCAAGGGCGAAGACAAGAUCAAGCAGUGCGCCAAAGCAGAGAGUGGGAUGCCUUUCAGAUAGACUCAGUGACCAUAUUUCACCUACUAAGAGAAGACUCCCUUUUGCAUCGUCUAAUAGUGAGACUGUGCCGCGAACCCGGGUUGUUAGAUCCCCUGAUUCUAGGCAGAGAUCUCCAAGCUUGAAAGGUCUCUCCUGCCCAGUGAAAUCAGAGAGAACAAUAAACUCAUAUCGGAAUCUCAGUCUCAAUUCAGAUUGCUCCUUUCUAAAUUGGGAUCACCGUGGCACAUUCAGAUGAUUUUUCUUCUUCUUGUGGUAUUGAGUGAGGACCAAUUGGCUUUUAUAUAUCACAUUAUCAAUAACUUGACUGAAAGAGCUAGUGGUUGCACUUGUAAUCAUCCAUCGUUUCUCCUUUUGCCAUUUUCCAUCGAAGUGGUUAGUUAUCGUCUUGACUCUUCCCGGGACGCCAAAUUGCCAAACAUGUUUUGACGGUGUGGGUAGUUUGCAUUCCCAUUGUUAGUUUAGUUUCUUGAAUGUUGAUCUUGGAUUUGUGAAGAUUAUGCUUGGUGGAUGUCCUGAUUGGAGUGCAGUCUGUAAUCAAGAAGUGUAAAAAAUGAUAUACAACACUUCAAAUUGAAGGAAAGACUUCUUAUGCAUUUGGUUGUAUUCUAGUAUUCAUUUGGUCAGCAUUUGAACACUUGAUGAUGUCCAAUAUGUUAUUGAUCUUGCGUUCAGAUUUGUGUGCUGAUGAAUGUUCCCUGCAUUAGGUAAACAGUAAGGGAACCUCUCACCUAUCUUAGGGUUAUUCCAAUA
This is a messenger RNA of Amborella trichopoda, 2639 nucleotides long. RefSeq names its product protein IQ-DOMAIN 3. Gene Ontology annotation, molecular function: protein binding. The record is from RefSeq and is a predicted model, not a curated record. NCBI's taxonomy places the organism in Eukaryota, Viridiplantae, Streptophyta, Magnoliopsida, Amborellales, Amborellaceae.